Molecule: messenger RNA, 605 nt
Organism: Fulmarus glacialis (Northern fulmar)
Lineage: Eukaryota; Metazoa; Chordata; Aves; Procellariiformes; Procellariidae
Gene: NSMCE2
Product: non-SMC element 2, MMS21 homolog (S. cerevisiae)
Exons: 5
Coding region: 87-380 (97 amino acids)
Biological process (GO): double-strand break repair via homologous recombination; protein sumoylation
Cellular component (GO): Smc5-Smc6 complex; nucleus
Molecular function (GO): zinc ion binding; SUMO ligase activity
Source: RefSeq, a predicted model, not a curated record
UGAAAAAAAAAUUCUGUCAUCAGUCAGGUAAUGAUAAUGAGGCCAUUGAACAAAUCGAUGAAGAUAUAGCUGUGACUCAGAGUCAGAUGAACUUUAUUUGUCCCAUUACACAGAUGGAAAUGAAGAGGCCAGUUCGAAACAAAGUCUGUGGACAUACUUAUGAAGAAGACGCCAUUCUAAAAAUUAUCCAGACUCGAAAGCAGCAAAAGAAAAAAGUCCGAUGCCCUAAAAUUGGCUGUAGCCAUGCUGAUGUAAAAGGAUCAGAUCUUGUGCCAGAUGAAGUACUUAAAAGAGCGAUUGACAGUCAGAAUAAAAAAAGCUGGUCAACACUGGAGAAGUCAGCUGGAUAUGCUGAUGCCACAAAGAAAAUUUGUUGUUAGAGGUCUUGUGAGAUAAGCUGCUGAUUGUAAGUAGGUUGUGUAACUGAUUGUUAUUUAAAGUGUUUCAUUUAUAGGCAAAGUUGAAGGUCUCAGCUGUAACUGAAAGCAUUUUUUAAACUGCCGAAUAUGAGGAAUUCCAGUUUAACUUGUUUUUUUUAACCUUCCUGCAAUUCUAAAAGCUUGCAUUUGAUAAAUAAAACGUGUUUUGCAGCAUUUAACCUUCCU